Molecule: messenger RNA, 5127 nt
Organism: Osmia bicornis bicornis
Lineage: Eukaryota; Metazoa; Arthropoda; Insecta; Hymenoptera; Megachilidae
Exons: 1
Coding region: 1-5127 (1708 amino acids)
Biological process (GO): DNA integration; proteolysis
Molecular function (GO): nucleic acid binding; aspartic-type endopeptidase activity
Source: RefSeq, a predicted model, not a curated record
AUGAACAAAGUCAGUUGGAUAUACGCCCUCCGCAAACCAGAACUCAUCAAGCUCGCCGACGACUGGGGCUUGGACUCCAGCGGGAACCAUAGACGACCUCCGGAUCCGAGUCGCCGCACACCACGGACGAUGCCAGCCAAGGAACCGGCCGGCACCGACGGCGCCGCCUCAGCGGCCGCCAGAUCACCCAGCCCGCCGCCCGACCUCCAGGUCUGGGACAGCCUUCGAAAGAGCGGCGUCUCUUUCGACGGCCGAGAUGCCGAGGACUUCCUGGACCGAUUGGAAGGCCUACGAGGGGGACUGGCCCUCUCCUCGGACCACCUGCUCCGGGGCCUGCCCGCUCUACUACGAGGGUCCGCGUACACGUGGUACCUCAAUAGACGCCGCGCCUGGUCAGAUUGGCGCCAGUUCGAGAAGGAGUUCUACGAACAAUACCUGCCCGGCCAGGAGCCAGAGGACCUGAUGGAGAAGAUCAUCCGCCGGGAACAACGACCAGGGGAGCCAGCCCGAGACUACAUCACGGCGCUCGAAACCCUCAUGCGCCGCCACGGCGGUCUGACGGAGGCAGACCAGCUAAACCGACUGCACCGGAACCUCCUCCCGGAGUACCACCUCUACAUUCACCGAGGUGACGUCCGCACCCGGUCGGACCUGUUCCGACUCAUCACAGACUUCGAGGAGAUCCAAAGGCGACAAAAAACAGUCACCAUCACCGGCCGAGAAGCCCAGCCGGGCUCCCCGACACCACGCGGCCGAGGCAAGCAGCAGCUACGACCGAGAGACCUGCUGCUGGAGAUGCGGCCAGCGUGGCCACCUCAGGACCGAAUGCCGCCGCCCGGGCCGAUUGUUCUGCAGUUACUGCGGGACAGCCGGCACCCGCACGACCGACUGCCGCUGCCACCAGGCGGGAAACCAACGCUGGGCCGGGCCAUCAGGCGCCGCCCGGCCAGAACCAGACCAGACGCCAGCCGCCGAGAAGUAAGCGACGAUGGUCGCAUCCACCUCGAGUUCCUGGUCCACGAGCGGCGAUACCGCGCCCUCGUUGACACCGGAGCUACCCGCUCGUACAUCAGAAGCGACCUGGCCGAGCUGUGCCGCAGGAACGGCGAUAUUUGGCGACCACACCGGCAAACACUACGGGUCGCCGACGGGACCGAGACCAUCACAGAGGGCGAAAUUGAAGUACAGGCCACCAUCAACGGCCAACCAGUCCGGCACCGCUACGGGGUACUGUCCACCCUCAGCCAAACCAUCCUGCUAGGGAUGGACGUGCUGGGCCGUAUGAGCACCAGCAUCCGGAUCGGCCCAUGCCAGUGGGACUGCCCAGAUACCGCUGAGGCCGUCGAACCGACCGGACCGACCGGCUACACCCCGGCUCAACAACAGGCCCUGCAACGGCUCCUGGACGAGGAACUGCCGAAAUUCCAACACUUGCGGCCCACCACCACCUGGGCCAGCCACCGCCUGCGCCUGAAGGAGGGAGCCGAACCCGCCAAACAGCGGUACACGCCGCGAAACCCGGCCAUGCAGGCGAUCAUAGACCAGGAGGUGGACAAAAUGCUAGCCGACGGCAUCAUCGAGCCCUCCCACAGUCCGUGGAGCUCGCCAGUCGUGCUUGUCCGCAAAAAGAACGGAGCCUACCGGUUUUGCGUCGACUACCGCCAAGUCAACCAGCGGACCGUGAAAGACGCAUACCCGCUGCCGCAGGUCCAGGACACGUUAGACAAACUACGGGAGGCCCGCUUCAUCACCACCCUCGACCUGGCCAACGGCUAUUGGCAGGUACCACUGGACGCCGCCAGCCGGCCCAUCACCGCCUUCACCGUCCCCGGGAGGGGACUCUUCCAGUUCCGAGUCAUGCCAUUCGGGCUCCAUUCCGCGCCGAGCACCUUCCAGCGACUACUGGACGAAGUAGUCGGGCCCAAACUGGCCCCCUGGUGCUUCGCCUACUUGGACGACAUCAUCGUGCUGGGACGCACGUUCCAAGAACACCUCGCCAACCUCCGCGAGGUCUUCAGACGGCUCCGCGCUGCCAACCUCCGACUCAACCCCGAGAAGUGCUGCUUCGGACGCACCGAGCUAAAAUACCUCGGCCAUGUAGUCACCAGCCAAGGGGUCAGGACCGACCCCGACAAAGUCCAGGCUAUCAAGGGCAUCCCAGCACCGAGAAACGCCAAGGAGUUGCGCCGCUUCCUGGGAACCGCCUCGUGGUACCGCCGGUUCAUUCCCCGCUUCGCCGACCUCGCCGCACCGUUGAACCAGCUGCUACAAAAGCGGGUCCGCUGGAGAUGGGACGCCGAGGAAGACGCCGCAUUCCUCGAAUUGCGGCACCGCCUGGCCACCGCACCGGUCCUCGCGUGCCCGGACUUCGACCGGGAAUUCACGCUACAAACGGACGCCAGUAGCGAGGGGCUCGGCGCCGUCCUAACCCAGGACUAUGACGGCGAAGAACACGUGGUCGCUUACGCCAGUCGAUCCCUCAACCGAGCGGAGAGAAACUACUCCACCACCGAGCGAGAAUGUCUAGCUAUCGUCUGGGGGAUCCGAAAAAUGCGCCCCUACCUGGAGGGGUACCACUUCACGGUGCUAACCGACCACCAAGCCCCCCGCUGGCUGCAAACGCUAGACAGUCCGUCCGGCCGCCUCGCCCGUUGGAGCAUGGAGCUCCAACACUACGACUUUACGGUACGCUAUCGAAAAGGGGAGAACAACCUAGUGGCCCACGCGCUAUCCCGCCAGCCAGAGGACCCGCCGGAAGAGGAGGCGGACACCGUCAACGGGCCGGACCCAUGGUACGACCGGCUCCGGCAGGCAGUCGAAACCGACCCAGGGAAACACCCGGAAUACCGCCUGCAAGGCAACCAGCUCUACCGCCACAUACCGGACUCCACAGGCCUCCACCCCGACCUGGAGUGGAAAGAGUGCGUACCAAAGGACCGCCGGCAACACGUCCUAACCGAGAACCACGACGUACCAACCGCCGGCCACCUGGGCACCCGGAAGACCAACGCCCGGCUGGCCCGUCGCUACUACUGGCCAGGCAUGUUUCGCGACGCCGCCCGGCACGUACGCGGCUGCCCGAGCUGCCUCGCACACAAGGUGCUGCAACAGGCCCCAGCCGGCGCCAUGCACUCAACACCAACUAGCAGCCCAUGGGAGGUAGUGACCGCCGACCUGGUAGGGCCCCUACCACGAUCCAGAAAAGGCCACACCACGCUCCUGGUUAUGCAGGAUAAGUUCACUAAAUGGGUGGAACUUCAACCGCUACGCCAAGCCACAGCACCAGCCGUCACCAGGGCAUUCCGGGAAAGAAUCGUGAUGAGAUUCGGCCGUCCAAAAAUGGUCAUCACGGAUAACGGGCGCCAGUUCGAAAGCCGCGACUUCACAUCCCACCUAGCCGCCUACGGGAUAGAGCACCGCAAGACGCCACCCUACACACCGCAGUGCAACCCGGUGGAACGCACCAACCGGGUGAUCAAAACCAUGAUCGCACAGGCCACGACCACCGGCCACCGCGAUUGGGAUGAGUGGUUACCAGAACUAGCCUUCGCGUACAACACCGCGCAACACGAAGCCACCGAACAGACGCCGGCCUACCUAAACUUCGGCCACGAGCUGACCGUUCCAGGGAGCAGCCACAACGCCCUCGCCGCCACCGAUGACCACCAGGAAACCCUAGCGCGACUCCAGGACGCGCUCACCAUGGCACAACGGGCACUCGGCAAGGCUCAGCAAUCCCGAAAGAAAUAUUACGACCUGAGGAGGCGAGCCUGGGCCCCUAAGGUCGGGGACCCGGUCAUGCGGCGAGAGCACCCACUAUCCUCCGCCGCAGACCAUUACAACGCCAAGCUGGCCCCAAAAUUCGCUGGACCCUACAUAGUCGCCGAACGCCUCGGCCCAAACGUGGUGCGGCUCCGAGAGCAGCGAGGCAAACUGCGCACGGCACACAUCCAGGACCUCAAGCCGUGCCCCACCAUCGACGACAACCAGGUCGCGAGCUGCGAACCGCGAAGAGACAUUAAUCACUCUGCCACCAGGGGGAAAAUCCGCGAACCGCGAACUCGCGAGGCAAAGCACCCCGCGAGCAAAUAUAUAACGAGCCGCGAACCCGCGAAGGAAGAAAAUCAAGCAACAAGCAUGUCGCACAGCAAGGAGACAGCUACACCUCUGGGCCGCCGCGACCCGCGACCACCCGAGGCUCGACCCCGGAUCAUCCGGGUCCAGGACCUCCGCGGACCAGUCCGCAUCGUGGGGCCACCCCCACGUGUUUCGCCGCCGCCACGCCAGCCGCCAGGGCGAGACGUGGCGGAGACCAUAACGCCGGCCGCGCAGCCGCCGGCGCAGCCAGAAGGACCGGGGGUCUCAGCCCCGGCUCCGCAUCGACACCACCGCGUCGCCAGGGCGACGCCAGCCGACCGGGCCGACACGAUGGCCAGGGCAAGGGCCCUAGCCGAAACCACCCGGAGGGCCACUCGACCAGCCAGGCCAACGCGACCAGCCAGGCCGACUCGACCAGCCGCGCCACCGCCAGCUCCGCGACCAGCCGCACCGACAGCCCGGCCACCAGCAGCACCGCCAACACCACCCGUCGGCCCGACACCGGACCCGCCCAGUGCAGCGGCCGUUUCGGCCGCACCACCGGCCGCGCCACCGGCUGCACCACCGGCCGCGCCACCGGCCGUACCACCGGCCGCACCACCGGCUGCACCACCGGCCGCACCACCGGCCACGCCAGCAGGCUUGCCGCCAGAGCCACCGACGCCAGCCUGGACGCCACCGCCGCUCAUUACGGAGCUCCCCGACCGGCCGCACCGCCAACACCGGCAAGCCCGCCGACCGAGCAGCGGCCCAACGAGGCCGACAGCGACCGCCACGGGCCCCGCCACCGUAACCAGCCGCCCCGCCGACCAUCCAACACCGGAAGCCGUCACCGUCACCACCGGGAGGACGGACGAGGCCGUCCUCGACUGCGAGGUCCUCUCACGGCGGCGGCCCACCUACGUGACCCUGGCCAACGGCGUCACGCUGGCCAUCCGCCGACUCCGGACAGGGCGCGUCCGGGUCCGAGCGCUUCUGGGGCCCGCACCGCCACAGGGUCCACCAGGCACGGCGGAAACCGAACCCUGA